Molecule: messenger RNA, 5792 nt
Organism: Amphimedon queenslandica
Lineage: Eukaryota; Metazoa; Porifera; Demospongiae; Haplosclerida; Niphatidae
Exons: 1
Coding region: 289-4467 (1392 amino acids)
Biological process (GO): DNA replication
Molecular function (GO): DNA binding; DNA-directed DNA polymerase activity; nucleotide binding
Source: RefSeq, a predicted model, not a curated record
UGAAGGAAACAUGAAGGAAACAUGAAGGAAACGUGAAGGAAACAUGAAGGAGAUAUGAAGGAACCAUGAAAGUAAUUAAUAUAAAUAAUGUAUACACCGCGAACGGAGUAAGCGUAAUAAUUCUUUUAUAUAUUUCUAGUAAACAAUGCGCAUCAUAGUGAGCGUGAUAGUAUUUCCUUUAAAUAUUCAAAUAAUACAUUUAGUAUUAGUAUUACUAUAAUAAAACAAAGUGUUAAAAUCAUAAAAUUUUUAUAUAUAUAUAGUAAACAAAUUAUUAAAAUAUAUAAAAUGGCAUAUAGCUAUGAUUACUUCAAUGAAGAGGAGGAGGAAGCAUAUUUUAACUCUAAAUUAACAGGAGACUACGUUUAUCAGCAACCUAUAGCUGACAUCGAAGAACGAGUUUUCAAACAAUAUAACCAGGUAUAUCCUGUAAGCGCAUUAAAAUCAAACGUAAGUUAUAUAACUAAAUCAUUUCAGUCAGUUGAUGGAUUAUCUAAUAUAAAUAUAGACGACUCACAUAAUCCCAUUUCAAAAAUAUAUAAAACAGAAGAACGAAAAAAGGAAAAUGAAUUAUUAAAUGAAGAGUUACUAGAGAGUAAAGCUAGAAUAAAGCAAUAUGAAGAAAAUAUAAAACAAAGUGAAAAGAAGGAAAAGAAAAGAAAAAUAACAGAAAAGAAAACUGAAAAAACCGUAACACGUGAUAAAAAAGAAAUUGCUAAAAAAAUCAAAGAGCUUGAAGAAACAAUAAAAAAAUUGCAAAAAGACAGAAAACGCAGAGAAAAAGAAAUUGAAGAAAAAAGAAAACAAGAUGAAAAAGAAAGAAAACGUAUAGCUAAAGAACAUGAAGAAUUCAGAAAAAUAUUAUUAGAACAAGGUGUAAUAUCAGAAACAGGUGAAAUAACAUUAGAACCCUCAGAAUACACAAGAUCGUUAAAUAUAUAUUUAAACGCUAUUAAUGAUGUUGAAAGAAUAUACGGUAAAUCUAUCGAAGAGCUAAGAUAUGACACUGAUAUUAUCGGAGAGUUAUCAAACAGGUUAAAAAAAAUAUUAAGAUAUAACGGUGUAAUUGUAACAACUAUAAAUGAAUUAUUAUCAGCAGUUAGAAAUAAUAAAGUGUUUAAUAUUAUCGUAAGAAUACCAGAAUUUACAUAUGAUAAUUUAUAUAACCUAGCCACAAAUAAUAGUGAGCUAAGAAAUUUCAGAUUAAGUAACAUAGAUAAUCAAAGCGCACUAGGACGUGAAAUAAAUAUGUCCUGGACUACAUUCUCCGAUAAAAUAAUAGAAGAAGAUUAUCUACAUGGCGAGGUUAUACAUGAAAUCAGACUAAUACGCCAACGUGACAUAUCAUCAUUCUUUCCGGAAAUCCCAUAUGAAAAUAGAAAAGAUAAAUUAAAAGAACGUGCAGAUGCCGCAUUAGCUGCAGGAAAACGUGUAGGUAGAGGUAAGGGAAAUGGAGCACAAUAUGGAGAAAGUGAAAGUGAUCUAAUAUAUAUACCUCCAGACACAGACUGCGCACAAAAAAUGUUAAACCAUAUAUUUCCUGAAAUGCAAGAUAAAAUAUCAGAAUAUCUAACCACAAGAUACCGUAGUAAAAAAGAAGGAAUAUCACCUAUACAAUUGUCAAAUAUUAUUAAAAAAUUAGGUAAAGAAAAUGAAGUUGGUAUUGUAAAAAGUAAAAAUGGAAAUUCAUUUAAUAUCCCUGAAAAUAAACCAUAUUGUGCAAUAAUAGAUACAGAUGGAUUAAUGAAUAGAAACGGUCAUUGGGUAUAUUGUAAACAACCUAUUACCAAAAAACAAUUAGAGGAUGAAGUAGAAAGAAUAAGGAAAGCACCAGAUGUACAAGUGUCAGACGUUAAAAAAUGGAAACCAAAUAAAAUUAACCUAAAGGAAAAUCCUAGAACAAAAUCUGUAUAUGUAUGGGAUUCAGAAUGCUCACCACAAGAGUUAGAUAUAUUAUCACAAGAGAAAACACAUAUACCUUAUGCAUGCUGUGCUAUGAAAGUUAUAAAGAAAAAUAUAAAAAAUAAUAUACAAUCAGCUUUCGAUAGUACACUAGAAAAAUUAAAACAAAAUAAAAAUAAAUAUGGCGAUAACGUAUUCAAAGAUAGAGAGUGUUUUAUAAAAAUGUUAAACUGGAUUGUAAAUAUAGAAAAAGAAAUACAGACAAGUGAACAAAUAAAGACCAUAAGAUAUACAUUAUUGAAAGAAAUAAGUAUCAUAAUGAAAACCAUACCCAAUCUACAAGAAACACAUAACAGGAUAACUGGAAUUAAAAGUAAAAAUAUAGAUGAUAUUAAACUAACGAUAGAAAAUGAAAUAACAAUAUUAAAAGAAUCUUUCGAUGAUAAAUCUGAGAUUCUGCUAUUAUUAAAUAAAGUAUUAGAAAAUUUAGAAACAUACAGACCUGAGAUGAAUAUUUAUUUAUACGCACACAACAGUGGAAAAUAUGAUACAUAUGUAUUAUUACAAGAAUUAAUCUCACAUAAAGAUGUAAUAAUACCUGAAGAUGGAUUAUGUAAAACAGGUAGAGGAUUAAUGAAUCUAUCGAUAGAAUAUAGAAAUAUAAAAUUUCACUUUAGAGAUACUAUGCACCACGCUGCUGGUAGUCUUGCAAAACUAGGUAAAGAGUUCAAAUGUCCUAAAGAAUACUGUAAGAUAGAAACAUUUGACGUAUUAUCAGUAAAUCUUGAAAAUUAUAACGAACUACAAUAUAAAUGGGAACCGUAUCUUAGAUGUGAUGUAUACGCACUAGCAUGGGUAUUAUUAACAAUAGAAUCAUGGUACUGUAUAGAUGAGGCAGAAAAAUUUAUAAACAGAUGGGAAAUAAUCAGAUUCUAUACAGUAAACACAUGGGCUAUCCACACAUAUGCUGAACGUGGAUGUAGUGCAGAUAGUGUAAAAGAUUAUGCCACAAAUGAAUGGUUAAAAUCAGCAGCAUAUGGUGGAAGAGUAUUAGCAAUAAUUGAAAAAUUUAAAUCUGAAAAAUAUAUAGAUCUACUCAAAAAACAAUACGACUGGGCUGUAAAUGAAGUGAAAGAUGAUUAUUACAUCAAGGAUGAUACAUAUUUAAAACAUUCUCAAAUAAGAUGUCCAGAAGUAAAAAAUCAUAAAAUCGAAAUUAUACAUGAUAAAAACGCAGGAAUAUUAUUUGAAGCUGAACCUUACAUUGAGCCUGCUGAUUGUAAUUCAUUAUAUCCAAGUGCCACAAUAAAAAUGAAAAAUUAUAAUGCAAAACCUAAACUAUGCACAGACCUAUCACACGAAAAUAUUAUAAAUAAUGAACAUGCUAUUAUAGCUGAAGUUGAAUAUGUAAAACCUUCUAAAGGAACAGUUAUCCCAUUAUCACCAAAAAGGAAAGCUGAUGAGACAGGACUCGAGUACACAUGUAACGCAAUAUAUAAUCAGAAAUGGACAAAUACAGAUUUAAGAGAAUUUAAAAAACAUGGAUAUGAAAUUGGAAAAAUAAUUAAAGCUGUAGAAUUCACAGAAAAACCUAAAGUAACAUUUGGAGAAUUAAAUAGAGAACUAUUUGAUAAAAGACUGAUAGCUAAAAAGGAAGGUAAUAAAAUACAAGCAGAUAGAUAUAAAUUAUCAAUGAAUGGAAAUUACGGUAAAACAUUAGAAAAACCUAUAAGACACAGAACAAAAAUAUUAAGAUCAAAUGCUACGGAUGAUUACAAGAGAAUGCAAGAACACGCUACAUUUAUAGAAUCUCUAACACAAGGAAAAGAUAAGGGUAAUAUAUUAAACUAUCAUGUUAUGAAAGAUGGCAGUGUAGUAUAUGAAGAGAAAACUAUAAAUCCAAUAAAUAAAAAUGCACCCGCCCAAGUAGGCGCAGAAAUAUUAUCAGAGUCUAAAGCUAUAAUGAAUAAACUAUUAGAUAUAAAUCCAUACGCUAUACACUACAUGGACACUGAUAGUGGAUAUGUGAAAAAUAAAAUUAUAGAUAUUGCAAAGAAAAGAAAUCUGAUAGGUAAUGAUAUGGGACAAUUUAAAAAUGAUUAUGGCGAGGGUAAAAAAUGUGUAUACGGAUUAUUCGCUGCAGCUAAAUGUAAAUGUACAGUAGUCUCAGAUAUGAAAAAUCCAUGGUUAUCAGUAAGUACAACAUGGAAAGGUGUACCAUUAAAUAUGCCAGCUAAUCCUGCAGAAAAAAUAUUACUAAAUAAUCCUAGAGCAAAAAAUAAUUAUGAAAAAAUAUCAAGCUUUAGAGAAUAUGCCAUAGCACGUAAAGAAAUGAUAUCUAAAUAUGAAAGGUUUAUAAAUUGGGAGCCUGUGAAAAUGGAUACACAAAUAUUAUGGAAACGUGGUUAUGAAUUUGGAGUAACCACUACAGAUGAUGGUAAAAAAAUGAUAUGUAAAAGAGAGCGUAAACAACAAGAUGCUCAGACCGUUGUUAUAAAAUGUGGACCAUACAAAGGAAUAUAUGAAAAUGUAUUAUUACCAUUCGGUUGGGAGGCACCCGAGUAGAUGAACAAUGUCCCAGAAAUAUAAGAUAUAACCCUAUAAAUAAUAACCCUUUUUUUACGCUAUUUUCAUGACGACCACCGCAUCGCGAACGUAGUGAGCGUAAUAUUUCCAUUAAGCAUUUCUUUUAAAGAGUAGUGUAUUCCUUAUGGUAUUUAUAUAACUAUAGCUAUAAAAAAUAUAGAUGAGAGUUAAAAUCAUAAAAAUUUUGUAUAUAUAUAGUAAACUAAAAAUUUACAAAGUUAAAAAAUAUUUUUCAUAAAAGUUAAAUAUGUCAUACACAGUAUACGAUUCAUAUAAAAUCGUUGUAAAUGAAAUAACAAAAAUUAUUAAUAUAGCUUCAAAAAAUGAACAUCUACCCAACAAAUGUUUUCAUUAUAUGAUAGAUCAAGUUAUCAUAAUGAAAAAUGAAGUGCAUAAUAUGGAUGCUGUAGGUAUAUAUAGAACAUUAAUAAUGUUAUACACAAAGUUAAAAUUCUUUAUAUAUCGACAUACAAUAUACAACAAGGAAAAACAAAACGCAUGUGAAAGAUUUACAUCAUAUUUCAAUAAUCAAUACACAAUAGUAAAAAGAAUGAAAGAAUAUAUUAAAGAAAAUGAUAUUAAAAUAUGUGACGGAGAUGAUCCAUAUGAUAAAAUAAAUGUAAAAGAAGUUUGCUGUGGUGCAAGUAUAUUGCACUAUAAUAAAAAAAUAAAUGAAUUAUUCUAUAGAGAGUUAAGAAAAAGAUCUCUAGAUUAUAACAAAGUUUUAUAUAAUAAUAAUAUUAAUGACGAUGAUGAUGAGAAUAUAUUUGACUGUAUGUUUCAUUUAUUUUAUCUUUAUAGAAAUCUGAAUUGUAUGAGUACUAAAGGAAAAAUAAAACAUUAUAAAAAUUAUUUUAUAUUUCUAUUUUUAUCAGAAGUAUACCUUUCCCUAUAAAUUAUUACACAUAAUGCGCCAAGAAAUAUAAAUAAAAUCACUAUAAAUAAUAACCUUUUUUUUACGCUAUAUUCAUGACGACCACCGCAUCGCGAACGUAGUGAGCGUAAUAUUUCCAUUAAACAUUUCUUUUAAAGAGUAGUGUAUUCCUUAUGAUAUUUAUAUAGCUAUAGUUAGAUAAUAUAAAGCUGAGAGUUAAAAUCAUAAAAAUUUUGUAUAUAUAUAGUAAAGCAAAUUUUAUAAAAAAUAUAAAACAAAAUGUAUAACGAAAUAUACCCUCUCGUUCAAUGUUUUAAAAAAUGGAAUAAAAAAAGUGAUCCUUAUGGUUUAUUAAAGGACACAGAUAAAACAAUAAUAUUUCACAAGCCUAACCCUCGUAGGAGGACAAAAAAUAAACGACCUCGAAAAA